AUGUCGGAAUCGCUGUUAAAAAGUAACUCGUGCACGGUUUCAAGCGACUUCUGGUUACUAUAUAAAGCACACUUUGCACUUAUUCAUUUUUUGAAUGUAAUAAUAUUGCAAGAUGGUCAGUACCAAAACGAAGUGAGCGAGCUCUCGGUGUCAAUAAUUCGCGAAUUGAGCACUCUAAACCACAGUUUUAAAGUACAAGAAAAACGUCUGUCUGACAAUGCAAGUACCCACAACUUCAACGUCAAAGACGGGUACUUUAUAUGUGUGUCGAAUAUCGAAACCUUGGAGACAUUUCUGGAAACCGAUUAUCGAUUGGUACUUCCUAAUCCAACGUCAAUCUACACAAUACUCAUCAUUUUCCACACUGAUAAGUGCGAUACAGUACAUCACGACUUUAACCAGAUUUUAAACCAACUAUGGUUGAAGUACCACGUCGCAAAAAUCACGAUACAAACACCUUGUUCGUGCGAUAGUACCAAAAUCUACGUCUACCGUCCCUUCGAUGUAACUAACAACACGCAGUCGUACUCCCUCGACGAAGUACUAAAUAAUCCUGACUUAAUCUCGACCAGACAACUCAACAUGAACCAGUUCCCGCUUCCCGUGUCUCUAUUUAUCAGAGAACCAUCCGUCGUCAAACAACUACCCAGCUACGUACAAACCAACCCCAUUUACAGCGACCUAAUCCACUCCAAGGGUUACGCAGGUGUGGACGCUCUUAUCUUAGGUGCGUUGGCACAAAAGCUCAAUUUUAGUCCCAUUAUAGUGGAAAAUCGGGACGAAGAACCAUUCGGUAGAGUUCUUCCGAACGGUACUGCCAUCGCCACACUGGGUGACAUAGUUACCCAAAAAGUACAACUGAGCAGCAACGCCCGAUUUUUGAAAGACUACAACACCGAAGAAAUCGAGUUCACCAUUCCUUACAGCAGCGACCAAAUCUGCAUGGUAGUACCAAAAGCUUCCAGAAUCCCAGUAUGGAGAAAACUACUCAAUUGCUUCACAGCGUGGUCAUGGAUGUUGAUUUUGUUGUCGUGUAUUGUGUACACCAUCGUCUGGUACUUCGUAGGUCCAUACACGAAUUUCCUUCAAUCUAUGUCACAAGUUUUCGCUUUUAUGGUUGGAAUCCCGAAACGAGUGUCUCCUUCGAAUACUCAGUUCGUGUUUCUGGCUUUUUGUUUUUUCUUUAACGUCAUCAUAUUUGGAAUAAUUCAAGGGUCUUUCGUCACCGAGUACACGACUACUACGUUCUAUAAAGAUAUAGAUACUUUAGAGGAGUUGUAUGAGUCGAACCUCCCCAUAGCUACAGAUUUCUGGUUUCUGGUUGAAGACGAUAACUCGGACGUUACGACAAGGUUGCGACAGCACGCGGUACCAGUGACGGAAGAUCCGUUUGACCAAACCGCUUUCAAAGGGAACGUUGGUACUAUAACCAGGAAACAAGAUAUGGAUUUUUUGCUCAAAACUAUAUACAAGAGUAAGGACGGGUUUCCACUUGUCCAUAACGUCAAGGAGUGUUUUUCGACGAUUUUGCUUGCCAAUAUAGUACCGAAAGGAUCGCCUUACUUGGACGCUAUAAAUGAGGUUAUGUUGCGUUUGUUUGAAGCGGGGUUCACCACCAAGUGGGACAACGACGUCAUUGAAGGGUUCGAAAUAGAAAAUUUGAAAAAUUUUGAAAAACAAGGUCACUCUUUAAGCGCCACCCUGUAUGACAUGCAAAUUGGUUUCAGGUUACUAGUGAUAGGUUAUUUUAUUUCUGUUUUGACUUACUUAGGCGAAGUUUUGGUGAAAUAUAACUGUAGAAAUAAACAGUGA
Zophobas morio is the source of this 1812-nucleotide messenger RNA. RefSeq lists its product as uncharacterized. The record is from RefSeq and is a predicted model, not a curated record. The transcript has a single exon. Lineage: Eukaryota; Metazoa; Arthropoda; Insecta; Coleoptera; Tenebrionidae. Bases 1 to 1812 code for a protein of 603 amino acids.